AUUUGCCUGACAGAAAUCCCUCGGCUCGGGGACGCUUCCUGGGCUCGCCUCGCUUUGUUAUUGGGUCGUUUGUUUUUAAGCCAUGUCCCCCCCCUGCUCUCUCACGCCCAGGGAGGUAUUUGGCGCCCUCGGAGUUCUUAAAGGCCGUCCUAAAAUUCACAGGGAUUUACAUAGCCGCCUUAAUCUCGGUCAGGGCCCCUUCGGACGCUUUCUGGUAACCAUGGCGACCCCCUCUUUCCUGCGGAGGGAGUCCGUGGAAUCAUGGAACUGGAUCAAGAACACCACCCCCAAACUGCCCCCUCUGGACGCCAUUCGGCUUUCCGCUGUCCUGGAAGACUGCACGGACCAGCUGACCAUCCUCGGCUGCAUCAUGCCCGUUUCCUACGAGGGAAGGAAAGACGUGGAGGAUCUUGACGAACAAGGCAUGCAGGACAUCCUUACCAGCCAGCAAGAGCUGAGUGCGAAAUACAGGAACCUCAUGGACAAGAGGGCCGAGAGCCUGGCCAAGAUUCCCGUCGAGCUGGGCAAAGUGGCGGAAAUUCGGUGGCAGCUCUUGGACACCAGCUCUGACCUGAAGCGGUCCAACCAUCUCUUCACCAUGGCCACCAGGCAGAGCGUUCUGUCCACAGAUGUUCUUCAGAAGGUUCAAGCGGACAGGCAAUACUCGAGCAAUGUGCUGGAAGGCACCAUGGAUGAAAUGCUGAUGCUGAGGACCUUCCGCACCCUGCAGUUGGCCGUGACUAUGGAAAGGGACAAGAAGACCAAUCUUCAGAACCUGGUCCUCAGGGAAGAGAUGGGAAGGAAGAAAAUCAAAAGUCUUCAGAAACAGCUCGGUGAGGUCAAGAAGGAGAAGGAUUACGAGCUGCAGAACCGGAACGAGAUGAUUGCCUACCUCAAGGACCAGCUUCAGGAGAUGAAGGCCAAAACGGACAUGGAGAAUCGCUACGUCAAGAAGGACACCGAUCUCCAUGUAGCCCAAGUGCAGAAGAAGUGCUCGUUGACCGAGAACGAUCUGCAGAAUGAAAUUGAGAAGCUGCGCAAUGAAAUGGAUCAAGAGAUCCGAGUCCACAUGGAGAUCGAGGCUUUCCUGAAGCAGCAGCAAACGAGCAUAGAAGAGAAGCUGGAGUACUGGAUGGAGAAGUACGAAAAGGAAACCGAGGCCAAGCAACAGGCCCUCAACAACCUGAAGUCCUCGCGAACGGCGGACCAGGCCUCUCUGCAAGAACUGGCCAAGCAGUGCCGUGCGUGCGAGCUGGCGAUCAUCGAGGACCGGAAGGAGAAAGAGAACGCGAGGAAGAAGGUCGAGCAAGAUGCCCUGGAGAUGAAGAGCAUCUUGAAGCUGCAGGCCUGGUGGAGAGGCAUGAUGGUCCGCCGAUUCCUCGGUCCUUACAGAAACCUCAAGAAAAUGCUGGAGGAAGAGCCGGUCAGCAAAGAGAAAGGGAAGAAAGGGAAAGCCGGGCCGAAGAAGAAAAAGUGAUGGGAAGAGGACGACCAUCCCCAGGUCCAGUUUGGGCACACUGGAGAAGAGAGCAGCUCUGCAAUUUGCCCAGAGGAUCCGAAAUAAUUAGAAAUAUUCUGUCUUCAAGCACUUCUGUCUCUCAUUUGGGGAGGACCCAUCCUGGGGUCUCUAAGCCAGUGUCUUUUUUGUUUUUCAUUUAAAAAAAAAUAAAGGAAAAAGGGAAGCUGGCUAA
Crotalus tigris (Tiger rattlesnake) is the source of this 1691-nucleotide messenger RNA. It is a transcript of the gene IQCG, whose product is annotated as IQ motif containing G. Gene Ontology annotation, molecular function: protein binding. Gene Ontology annotation, biological process: sperm axoneme assembly; cilium organization. The transcript is spliced from 10 exons. Gene Ontology annotation, cellular component: sperm flagellum; cytoplasm. Bases 83 to 1477 code for a protein of 464 amino acids. The record is from RefSeq and is a predicted model, not a curated record. NCBI's taxonomy places the organism in Eukaryota, Metazoa, Chordata, Lepidosauria, Squamata, Viperidae.